GGAGCGAGCGAGCGAGCGAGCGAGCGAGAGAGAGAGAGAGAAGCCUUUUUCACUCUCCUUAGUUUAAGUUCAGAUUCAGACGUUCUUGGCUCGGACGCAGGGCUCAUGUCAGGAUUAGGAGCCGGGGACGCGGGACCAACCGGUGAUCUGCAGGAUUCCCUCCCCGGACAGCUGUGACAACAAUAUCCCCCAUUCCCUUUCCGACCUGACCGCCAUCCAACAUGCGUCUCCUCGCCGCCCUGUGCCUCCUUCUUCUCCUCCGGUUCGGCGAGCCUCGCCGGGGAAAGCCCGAGUGGGGCCGUACGCGGGGUAAGGGCAGGGCCGGCGUCGUGAGGCGUCAAACGCAAGAGUGUAAGGAGUACAUGGAGGCAGGGGACAAGUACCUGGACUGCCAGGACAGACAGUUGACCACCGUGAUGCAAGACUGGCCCAAAGACAUCAACCACCUGCUGCUGGCCAGGAAUAAAAUCCAGGUUCUGAGGAACAACAUGUUCUCCCAGUUCACCCAGCUAAAGAGCCUGGACCUCCAGCAAAACGACAUCUCCAUGGUGGAGGAGCAGGCCUUUAGCGGUCUGACCAAACUCAGGACGCUCCUCCUGCAGCACAACAGCUUGAAAACGGCCUCGGAAGAGGUCCUCCUGCCCAUGCCCCGCCUCGCCUACCUCCGUCUCUACGACAACCCCUGGAGCUGCCGCUGCCCGAUUGACAGCCUGAUUAGGACCCUGCAGGUGCCAACCAACCGCAACCUGGGCAAUUACGCCAAGUGCGCCGAGCCUUUUUCGCUGAGGGGCCAGAAGCUGAAGAAGCUGAACGUGGACUCGUUAUGUGCAGGUGGUAAAGAGGCGGAUGGGACUCGACCAAAGCCUCCAAUCAUCAACAAGCCGGUGGUGACAUCCAUGUGCCACACCUACAUCUUCCCCAAACCUCUGCUGGACUGCAGCAACAAAGAUCUGACCAACAUCCCGCCUGACCUGCCUUCCGACAUCGUGAAGAUGGAUUUUUCCAGAAACAGCAUCAAACAUCUCAGGCCCAAGCAGUUCCUGCUGUCCAAAGACCUCAAGCUUCUCAACCUCAGCAGCACCAGCCUGAACCACAUAGACCCAGGCGCGUUCGCAGGCCUGCUCCACCUCCGCGAGCUGGACCUGUCCAACAACAGCCUCCAUUACUUCCACUACGGCGUCCUGGAGGACCUGUACUUCCUGCGCAAGCUGUCCCUGGGCCACAACCCGUGGAUCUGCGACUACAACAUCCACUACCUGAUCUACUGGCUCAAGCUGCACCCGGGCGUGGCCUACACGGGCCUCAAGUGCUCCGAGCCGCAGGAGUUCCGCGGCUGGCGCGUGGAGGACUACGUGAAGACCUACAACGGGGAGUGUCCCAAGGAUCGACAGACAGGAGCGGGGGACACGGGCCAGGGGGGGCAGGGGGAGAACGAGGCGCAAGAGGCGGCGGGGGAGACGGACGAGGGGAUCCCGUCGAACCCCUUGAAGAAGAAACCAAACAGGUUCGAGAUUAUCAGGUUGAGUUAGGAUGCAUGAGGAUUCAUUUUUCUUCUUUGACAAACAUUCAGGUUUGAUGACACCUUUUUUGUCCUAUUUUGUGUGUAAAUAUUACAAAGGAAGUCCCACUCUUGUCAAUAAAAAGGAGCCACAAAAGUUGCUCCAAAAACACAACA
Nerophis ophidion (straightnose pipefish) is the source of this 1675-nucleotide messenger RNA. RefSeq names its product leucine rich repeat containing 17 (gene lrrc17). Gene Ontology annotation, cellular component: plasma membrane. Gene Ontology annotation, molecular function: protein binding. Lineage: Eukaryota; Metazoa; Chordata; Actinopteri; Syngnathiformes; Syngnathidae. Bases 222 to 1529 code for a protein of 435 amino acids. The transcript has 5 exons. The record is from RefSeq and is a predicted model, not a curated record.